AUGCCUCCUAACCCACUGGCAAACUGGGAAAAGGUUGGAGAUAGCUUUUAUCGCAAAAUCGCCGUGUACGACGCCAUCUUUGAGGAUGACGUUGAGUUAGAGAACUACAUUGUCGCGGGCGCCCCCUACGGAGGAGCUAUUGCGCUGUAUCGCGAUGAGACCAAACCGUUCAGGCUUCGCGACGGACAGAGUCAUCGCUCAACAAUUGAUGUUUACUCAUGCUCUGGACAGCUGAUCAAUCGUAUAAACUGGGAGCAAGCUACUAUUCGUGGCGUGGGUUGGUCCGAUAAGGAAGAGCUGCUAGUCGUCUCCGAGGACGGAACAGUACGACGCUACUUUGGAUUUGACGGCGAAUUCACGUCGUUCUCUCUUGGCAAUGGCACCGAAGAAUAUGGUGUGAGAGCCUGCCAAUUCUGGUCAUCUGGCCUCGUUGCAUUGCUGUCCAAUAACCAGCUGAUAGCCGUGUCCAAAUACGAUGAGCCUCGGCCGCGACCCCUGGCACCUUGCCCGGAAGGCGAGGUCUCAUCAUGGGCUUUGAUCCCUCCAGCGCAUACACUCUCGCGCUCUGUCGAAGUUCUGUUGGCUGUUGACAAGACCGUUUUUCUGAUCGAUUCAACAGAGGCGGAAGACAAGAUAUUGCAAGAUGGCCCAUUCAAACAUAUCAGUGUGUCCCCAACAGGGCGCUUUGUCGCUCUUUUCACCGCGGAAGGGAAGUUAUGGGUAGUUAGCAAUGACUUCCAAAACAAGUUCAGCGAAUACGAUUCAAAAUCUCGGGUCCCGCCAGAUACCGUCAGUUGGUGUGGCGAUGACGCUGUCAUUCUUGCAUGGGAAGAUGAAAUUCAUCUUGUCGGGCCCAACGGGGCUGCAUCGAAAUACUAUUACGAUGGUCGUGUUCACGUCAUACCGGAAUUUGACGGUGUCCGCCUUAUAACUAAUGACACAUGCGAAUUUGUGCACAAGGUCGCUAGUGUGACUGAGGAGAUAUUCCGUCUCGGAUCGUCCUCUCCGGCUUCCGUGCUCCUCGACUCGGUAGACCAAUUAGAAAAGAAAUCACCAAAGGCUGACGAGAACAUUCAGCGAAUCCGAUCAAGUUUACCUUCAGCAGUUGACGCCUGCAUCAAGGCGGCGGGUCAUGAAUUUGACGCAUAUUGGCAGAAGCGCCUUCUGAAGGCAGCCUCUUUCGGGAAAUCUGUCCUAGAACUCUACAACAGCGAUGAGUUCGUAGAGAUGACAGAAAAGCUACGCGUUCUCAAAGCACUGAGAGAUUACAAGAUCGGCUUGCCAAUCUCCUACGAGCAAUACUUGCGCCUUACGCCAGAAGGGCUUAUUGAACGCCUGAUCAGCCGGCAUGAGUAUCUGCUUGCAAUAAAGAUCUCGGAAUACCUCCAGAUUCCUGCAGACAGAAUUUAUGUUCACUGGGCCAGCCAAAAAGUGAAGGUCUCCACUGUCGAUGACGAAGCUGUGUGCAAGCUCAUUGUUCAAAGACUCGAGGGAAAGCCAGGUAUAUCAUUCGAAGUCAUCGCCCAAGCUGCUUAUGACGAAGGUCGAUCUCAUCUGGCGACCCAAUUGCUCAAUCAUGAACCACGGGGCGGUAAGCAAGUUCCUUUGCUUUUGAAUAUGGAAGAAGAUGAGCUUGCCCUCGAUAAGGCAAUCGAGAGUGGGGAUGAUGACUUGGUGAACUACGUGCUACUGCACCUCAAGAGCAAGCUGCCGCUCGCAAGCUUCUUCCGGAUGAUCAACACUCGCCCCAUGGCUUCGGCACUGGUGGAGACCACUGCACGGGGUGAUGAUAUCGAGCUAUUAAAAGAUCUGUUCUACCAAGAUGAUCGGCCUAUUGACGGUGCUAACGUGCUACUAUCGGAGGCAUUGAGAGAGACCGAAGUGACGCGCCGGAUUGAGAAAUUACAUCUAGCAUCUCGCCUCCUGUCAGAUUCCAAGGAGCCGACGGUCGUGCUAAAUCAGAAGUUAGUCGCUGAAGCCUCCCAGCUUCUGAAGGCCCAAGAAGCAUUGGACAAAGACCUGGCAGACCACAGCGAGUUUGUUGGUCUUAGCCUCAAUGAGACAGUCUACAGACUUGUCCGAGGUGGUUACGGGAAAAGAGCGCACAGAAUUCAAAGUGAAUUCAGAAUGCCAGAGAAAACAUUCUGGUGGUUGAGAUUGAGAGCGUUGGUGGCUAAACGUGACUGGGGUGAACUAGAGGAAAUCGCUAAGGUCAAGAAAUCCCCAAUCGGAUGGGAGCCUUUUUACAACGAAAUUUUGGGUGCUGGAAACACGAAACUUGCUUCAGGUUUUGUGCCGAAGUGCACCCACCUGCCCCCCGCUGAGAGAAUUGAAAUGUGGCUGAAAUGCGGAAUGAUUGUUCAGGCCGGAGAAGAGGCACAAAAAACCAAGGACCUGAACACCCUAGAACUCCUCCGCGGCAAAGCAUCUGGCCCCGCAGCCACCGAGAUCGAGCGCAUGAUCAACCAGCUGAGGCCACGCAAGUGA
This is a messenger RNA of Penicillium bovifimosum, 2487 nucleotides long. It is a transcript of the gene vp16, whose product is annotated as tethering complex subunit VPS16. Gene Ontology annotation, biological process: vacuole fusion, non-autophagic; endosomal transport; intracellular protein transport. Gene Ontology annotation, molecular function: actin binding. NCBI's taxonomy places the organism in Eukaryota, Fungi, Ascomycota, Eurotiomycetes, Eurotiales, Aspergillaceae. Bases 1 to 2487 code for a protein of 828 amino acids. Gene Ontology annotation, cellular component: HOPS complex; cytoplasm; endosome. The transcript is spliced from 7 exons. The record is from RefSeq and is a predicted model, not a curated record.